AUGUUAUAUGAUUACUUGGUCAGACCUGAUGACCAUAUGCUGCAUCCUAAACGCUUCUCAAAUAGCACCAUAAUGAGCAUCGUAUGGGGCGUACGUACGCCGACGCCGCAGACGCGGCACAUGGAACGGCUGUACGCACUUAUGGAGAUCUGGUCGAAGGUUAUGGAGACAGGCGCGACUCCUCCGGUGGAUAUUUACCCGUUACUCCACUAUCUGCCUCAGUCUAUUUUCCUCAACUGGGUCGAUCGUGCCACCCACGUACAGAAGGAAAUGAACCACCUCUACUCCGACUUCCUUCGCGACAUCCGUCAUCGACGUAGCACAGUUGGUAGUCGAGGAGCCUUCAUGGACAAAGUCCUCGAAUCGGCCGACAGCGAGAAGCGUAUGGACGGAUUGACGUACUCUGACCACGAGCUCUGGUUCAUGGGUGGCACCUUAACUGAAGGUGGUAGUGACACUACGGCGAGUAUCGUCACUGCAUUCAUGCAGGCUAUGGUUGCAUAUCCUGAUGUACAACGGAAAGCGCAGGCAGAGAUUGAUGCUGUGAUUGGUCCGGAUCGCAGUCCAACCUGGCAGGACUACAAGAGACUGCCAUACGUAGCUCAGUGCGUCAAGGAGACGAUGCGCUCGCGUCCAGUCACUCCGUUGGCAUUUCCUCAUGCCCUCGCUGAGGACGACUGGGUCGAUGGCAUGUUCUUGCCAAAGGUACGCAUGUGCAUCGCGUGCCCCAGGUCCCAACGAAACGACUGCAGAUGCUUACAUGGUAUCAUGAUACAGGGCACGGUCAUCAUCGUCAACGCUUGGGGUCUGCAUAACGAUCCCAAGAGAUUCCCAAGUCCCGAGCAUUUCGACCCAGACCAUUUCAAAGACAUGACGACGCCAGCCCCCGAGCUCGCAAAUGGCCGCUACGAAAGUCGAGACCAUUAUGGCUAUGGUACGGGCCGUCGCUUCUGCCCUGGCGCCCAUCUCGCAGAACGUAACCUAUUCCUCGCGAUGAGCAAGCUUUUGUGGGCAUUUAACAUAGGUCCUGGCAAAAAUGGCGUGCCCGACACAUCUCCCGUCACCGGCUACUGCGAGGGCUUCCUGGUAUGUGCAAAUGACUUCGACGUCAGCUUCGAUAUCCGCGGAGGGAGAGCAGAAAACGAUUCAGAAGGAGCUUGA
This is a messenger RNA of Fulvia fulva, 1161 nucleotides long. RefSeq names its product Cytochrome P450 monooxygenase patH. Bases 1 to 1161 code for a protein of 386 amino acids. Gene Ontology annotation, molecular function: oxidoreductase activity, acting on paired donors, with incorporation or reduction of molecular oxygen; monooxygenase activity; iron ion binding. The transcript is spliced from 4 exons. NCBI's taxonomy places the organism in Eukaryota, Fungi, Ascomycota, Dothideomycetes, Mycosphaerellales, Mycosphaerellaceae. The record is from RefSeq and is a predicted model, not a curated record.